AUGAGUACUGAACGAGCUCCAGAAGCACCAGAAACUGAUAUGAAAAAUUCACCAGAAGCCACGCUGAAGCCGUCUUCGAAGCUCCCCAUCGAUGAACAGCUUUUUUCCAUGUUCUCUGAAAGAGCCAUGGAGCAGAUCGGGGCACCCAUGCUUUCAAGCCCCCCUGUCAAUGGAGCAAAAAUUUUUAUGUUCUCCGAAAUACCUAAGAAGGACACCUGGCUGACACGGUACAAGCCGAAGGAUUACAAGCCAACUUUUGAAUCCCCCAUUCCCAAACUCGGCCAAGGUUCCAGUUUCACCAGGAGACCCUUGACGAAGGAGAUGCUACCGAACGAUCCCAUGAAAAUUUUUGAUGCGGAAGGUAGAGCCCUCAGACCGAUUUUAGAAAGGGGAGAGAUGCUGCAGUACAAGCAAGUUAAGAAUAAAACUCGUUGGUGCCCCCACUGCCCUCACUGCUACAAAAAAAUGAAGAAGCUUCUAUAG
Messenger RNA from Ceutorhynchus assimilis (cabbage seed weevil), 483 nucleotides. Lineage: Eukaryota; Metazoa; Arthropoda; Insecta; Coleoptera; Curculionidae. The record is from the annotation of a GenBank genome assembly.